Messenger RNA from Lolium rigidum, 1460 nucleotides. RefSeq names its product bifunctional protein FolD 4, chloroplastic. NCBI's taxonomy places the organism in Eukaryota, Viridiplantae, Streptophyta, Magnoliopsida, Poales, Poaceae. Gene Ontology annotation, molecular function: methylenetetrahydrofolate dehydrogenase (NADP+) activity; methenyltetrahydrofolate cyclohydrolase activity. Bases 1 to 1125 code for a protein of 374 amino acids. The transcript is spliced from 5 exons. The record is from RefSeq and is a predicted model, not a curated record. Gene Ontology annotation, biological process: tetrahydrofolate interconversion. Gene Ontology annotation, cellular component: cytosol.
AUGGCGUCCUCCAUACUAUCCGACUGCUCCUCCUGCGCCACCUCCCGCCUCCUCCCCCUCCGCCGCGCCCUCCACCCGCCGCCGCCCCGCUUCCGCCCCUCGCCCGCCUCGGCGCCGUCGCUGACGAGGCCUCUCUCCGCCUCCCCAGCCCCGCUCCCUCUCCUCCCCCGCGCGCGUCGCAUGGCCGCGCUCUCCGCCGCCGCCGCUUCUUCCGCCGACCCAGCGACUGCCCUGGCCGACGCUUCUGCCAAGAUCAUCGACGGGAAGCUGGUGGCGAAGCAAAUAAGAGACGAGGUCGGCGUCGAGAUCGCCAGGAUGAAGGAGGCCACCGGGGUGGUGCCCGGGCUGGCGGUCAUCCUAGUUGGCUCCAGGAAGGAUUCCCAGACCUAUGUGCGGAACAAGAAGAAGGCGUGCGAGGCGGUCGGUAUCAAGUCGUAUGAGGUCAAUCUGCCGGAGGACUGUUCCGAGUACGAGGUUAUCAAGAACAUUGCGACCUUCAACGAGGAUCCGUCGGUGCACGGCAUCUUGGUUCAGCUGCCCUUGCCUCGUCACAUGAAUGAUGAGAACAUCUUGAAUGCUGUUAGUAUCGAAAAGGAUGUUGAUGGCUUUCAUCCACUGAACAUUGGACGACUUGCGAUGCAAGGCCGGGACCCAUUCUUUGUUCCAUGUACCCCUAAAGGAUGCAUGGAGCUGCUACACAGAUAUGGAGUUGAAAUAAAAGGGAAGAGAGCUGUUGUAAUUGGACGAAGCAAUAUCGUGGGGAUGCCUGCUGCCUUGCUCUUGCAAAAAGCAAAUGCAACUGUGAGCAUUGUACAUUCACAAACCAAGAACCCUGAGGAGAUAACAAGACAAGCAGAUAUUAUCAUCGCGGCUGUUGGAGUUGCUAACCUGGUCAGAGGGAGUUGGAUAAAGCCUGGAGCUGCUAUUAUUGAUGUGGGCAUCAAUCCGGUUGAUGAUCCAUCAAGCCCCCGCGGUUAUCGGCUCGUCGGAGAUGUCUGCUAUGAGGAGGCUUCCAAGGUUGCAGGAGCGAUCACACCAGUUCCCGGAGGUGUCGGGCCAAUGACAAUUGCGAUGCUUCUGUCGAACACACUCGAGUCAGCUAAGAGGAUCCACAACUUCAAAUAACUGCACAACCCUGAACCAAGAACUUUGGAGAGUGCUUGCUUAACCUUUGGUUUGGUCUAAUCUACCGGGCAAGGUUUUGCCAACUGUUUUAUGUGCCUUUUGUUCGACCAGGAAAGGUCAACAAAAGACGUAGAAUAAAUUUUUGUUAGGGGUGAGAAAUUUAUUCAUACUUAAAACUGUACCUGUGUUCCCUAAUGUUCUAUGAAAUCCCAGUUCAGUCUGAUACAAAUUAAUUGGGUUAAAUGGUGGGCUCCCUUGGUGAUUUGGCAGGACAGGAGAGGGAAGGAAACAAUAGCUCCAAGCUAAUCUAUACAGUUGGAUACUGGAUUUUAUGA